Molecule: messenger RNA, 2682 nt
Organism: Rhizopus microsporus ATCC 52813
Lineage: Eukaryota; Fungi; Mucoromycota; Mucoromycetes; Mucorales; Rhizopodaceae
Product: WD40 repeat-like protein
Exons: 3
Coding region: 1-2682 (893 amino acids)
Biological process (GO): positive regulation of transcription by RNA polymerase I; positive regulation of rRNA processing
Cellular component (GO): nucleolus
Molecular function (GO): protein binding; RNA binding
Source: RefSeq, a predicted model, not a curated record
AUGCCUUCUGUCGAUACAAAAAAGGCAGCUAUAGCCACAACUGCUGAAGAUUCCUCAAAAAAAUAUGAAGCACCUAACAAGAUUGUGCUAUCAAAAAGCGCUGGUGGUAACAUUUCACAAUAUCCAGUUGAAUUCACCAAAGAUUCAAAAUACUUUUUCACAAGCGUCCAUUCUAGUGUUAAAGUAUACAGUAUGGCUACAGGCGCAGUCGUCAAAGUUCUUUCCCAAUCACCAUCGACAGGAGGACAUUCAGACAAGAUCACCUGUGUGAUACUGAAUCCAAAGAAUCACCUUCAGUUAUAUACUGCAAGUUUAGAUGGAACGAUCAAAUUAUGGGACUAUAAUGACAAUAUCUUGCUAAAGACAUACAUUGUUCGAUCACCCAUUGAAUUCAUGGUCAUGUCACCAGAAACACCCAAUUAUGCUUAUAUUGUUGUGAAAACAAAUGAUGAAGAAAACAAUUCAACCAUUUACCGCUAUACAUUUGGAGAUGACAACGCUACUCGUCGGCGCAUCUAUUCAUUAGAGGAUUGCAGCUCGCUUGACGUCACAAAGGAUGGUAAGUGGUUGGCUUUUGCCGCUCGAUACAAAGCCUAUGUCUGGCCCGUGAAUGAGGAAAUGGAUGAAGUACCUGAGUCCCAAGUAUUUGAACAUACUUUCGUCGAAUACCUCACAGUCCUUAAAUUCCACCCUGAGAAGCCUAUUCUGGCAGUGGGUGACAGAUCUGGAAAGAUUACACAUAUUGCAAACUACAAAUCAGAAGACGAAAAGGACCAUAUUCGAUCUAUUCAUCAUUGGCACCAUCUUCCUGUAAGAUGCCUUACGUUUAUGGCUGAUGGAUCUUAUUUGAUGUCUGGCGGUGAAGAAGCUGUAUUGGUCAUUUGGCAACUAGACACAGGUCAUAAGCAAUUCUUACCUAGAUUGGGUGGCAGUAUUGAUUUCAUCACCAUUUCUCCAAACAACCGAUUUUACUGUGUUGGAUUAGAUGAUAAUUCGAUUCGGUUAGUCAACAGCAUUACCCAAACAAUCGAGCAAGUGAUUCAAGGUCUUCAAUAUGCACAAGUGCAUCACUCAGCUAACCCUCUCACGACCGGUUUGGUGAUUGAACCUCGUAAUCACCAUAUUGUCAUGAAUGGAGUACCAGGAAGUAUACAAUUCUAUGAUGUCAAUACAGACAGUCAUAUUAUGGAUCUGGAAGUAGUACCGAUGAAUCGUGUGGUUCGAGCUGGAGAAAAGGAAAUUGUGAAUGCCCAUGUGAUGCAUGUCGCAUUCUUACCCAGCGGUGAAUGGAUGGCAACAGUAGAUAUGCGUGAUGAUAAGGUGACUACGCCUGAAUUGUUCUUGAAGUUUUGGAGGUGGGACCCUGAUACCCAGGCAUAUAAACUACACACACGAGUCGAUUACCCACACACAGAGCCAAUCACUUCCCUCGUCUUCAAUCCUGUCUCUCGACGUGGUCCCAUGGCUAUUACAACUUCCAAAGAUAAAUCUUUCAAAGUAUGGAGCCUGAAUGCCAGUCAACCCAACACAGAGGCAGUGUGGAUGUGUCGUUCAGUAGGUGUUUAUCGUGAUAGUGAAGCAAAAAUUGCAGCAUUUUCAGAAGAUGGUAGUGUCUUGGCUGUGGCAUUUGAUCAAAUCAUCACCCUAUGGGAUCCUUAUCUCAACUCCAUUCAAGCCGUGCUGGCACAGCCUAACCCUGAGAGCAUUGAAAAGCUGAGCUUUCUGGGUGACAACUGUCCGUUUAUGAUUGCCAUCACUAAAUCACAUCUGUAUGUUUGGAAUCUGCUAACAUGUAAAGUUUGGUGGAGCUACAAAAUAUCCGUGAACCACUAUGCAGUAGACACGGCCUCCAAUCAUUUUGCGAUCGUCUCCAACUCUCCAAAACUGAAUCAAUCUCGUAUCAUUGUCUUUGACCCCAAAUCACACAUCCCCAUCGCUCUUCAGCAACACAGUAAUACAACAUUAGCUAUUUCAUGGCUUGCAAAAGAACAAGAUGAAUCAUUUGGCUCCUAUAGCAAUCUUGUGUGUCUGAACAACAAGUAUGAAAUAUCUAUUUAUUCUAUACGAUCAGCAGCCUCAUUGAAGAACAAGAAUGAAGUUACGGCUAUUUUAGAAAAUAAUGUGACGCUUGAAGACAUCAAACACACCGACCGCAACUUGCUGAAUGAGAUGUAUGGUGCACGACAAGAUGAACGUGAAACAGAAGAACAGGUUCGUCUGCGUCUGAGCACGGCACAGCAGAUGCGUGAGGAAGCCAUAUCAGCUAGUAAAAAGGAAACAAAGGCCAAGCGAAAGGAAGAUGGUUUUAGUGGCGACAUGACUGGAUUAUCUGCACCUAGCCAUGUUCUUCCAAACGUAGAAACAUUAUUUGAUACCUUCAUGUCCUCUAUCAUGGCUCUUCGCAUUGAGCAUGAAAAGCCUACAGUGUCACCAGCCACAGUGACUUCGAUGGAAAUUGAUGAAGAUAGUGUGUUUGAUAACCAAGAAGAGAGUAUGGACAUGCUGAUAGACGGCAGUAUUGUCAAUCCUCCUGAGCAAGAUUUCCCUUCAUUAGUAAAAUAUCUCUCUGAAGAAUUAGGUGGAAAGCCAUUAGAUAAAAAAGCUAUAGCUGCUACCAAUGAUUCUUCUUCUAGUGAAGAUGAAUCAGAAGAAGAAGAAGAUCCUUCAAAGAUUGAUUGGUAA